AUGAACUUUUCACUAUGUGUAUCAACAAGGAUUUUGAACACAACAUUCCCUCAAUAUCGAGAGUUCGACUUCAAUGCCACCUUCUCUUUGGACAAACCUUCCCUGCACAGCCUGCAAGAAUGGAUCACCUAUCCUCCACACUCCAAGACAAAGAUGUUCCUGAUCCCACCUAUAAUGUGUCUUACCGCAGCCAUCCUGAUCACUCCUUUCAUCCUGUUUGUGAUUUUCUCCCGUGUCAACAUACGUCAGGAAACGAGGUACCUGCUGCUGGGAAAUGCUUUGCUUUGCGACUUGAUAUAUCUGAUCCUUUACACCAUGUCUGCGGUUUUCAAUGUGUCCAACUUCACGCUUCCCAAGAGUGCCUGCGUGAUCCUGCUGUUUUUGCUGGCAAUGACUUACUGUGGAGGGUUGCUAACCGCUGCAGCAAUGGUGUUUGACACAUACUUGGCCAUUUUGUGGCCUUUGCAUUAUGUUUCCAUUUUGCCAUCUUCAAGAACAAAGCAGCUGAUACUCUUUCUAUGGAUCUCUUCAGGAGUUUUACCUGGGAUCAUCUUCUUAACACUCCAGAUUACUCAGAAACAUGAUGAAUGUACUGUGGAAACCUGCUCUGUCCCUAUAAUACUGAUAAUGACUCUACAUGGAAAUGAUGCCGUGAAACUCUGCUACGUCCUUUCUGUUUCUGCCCUUUUUCUCUCCAUUGUGAUAGAGUCACUGCUUUACAUUAAUGCUAUCAUUGGACUACAGGAAGGAAUAUGGGUCUCUUUGAUUAUCUGCAACGUGGUCAUGAUUUUGCCCAAAGCUUUGUCCCCUUAUCUGUGUGGACUUCGAUAUAGGGACAUAUCUUCAUCUCUCAAAUUCUUCCUCAGACGGAAGCGUGUGACUGUGGUGUCUCCUGUUACAUCCACUUGA
Molecule: messenger RNA, 909 nt
Organism: Hemicordylus capensis (graceful crag lizard)
Lineage: Eukaryota; Metazoa; Chordata; Lepidosauria; Squamata; Cordylidae
Gene: GPR148
Product: G protein-coupled receptor 148
Exons: 2
Coding region: 1-909 (302 amino acids)
Biological process (GO): G protein-coupled receptor signaling pathway
Cellular component (GO): membrane
Molecular function (GO): G protein-coupled receptor activity
Source: RefSeq, a predicted model, not a curated record